AAGCCGCCCCCCGCCGCCUCACGUGAGCGGCCCGGGGCGGGCGUUCCGAGCCGCGUCAGUUCCGCCUGUGCUGCGCUGCGGAGGAGCCACGCGCGGAGCAGGACAAUGCCUAAAUCAAAGGAACUUGUAUCUUCAAGCUCAUCUGCCAGUGAUUCAGAUAGUGAAGUUGACAAAAAGGCAAAGCGGAAAAAGCAAGUAACUCCAGAAAAACCUGUCAAGAAACAAAAGACUGGUGAAAGUUCAAAAGGUGCAGCUUCUUCUAAGCAAAGCAGUAACAGAGAUGAGAAUAUGUUUCAGAUUGGCAAAAUGAGGUAUGUCAGUGUUCGGGACUUUAAAGGGAAAGUCUUAAUUGAUAUUAGAGAAUAUUGGAUGGAUCAAGAAGGUGAAAUGAAGCCUGGCAGAAAAGGUAUUUCUUUAAAUCCAGAACAGUGGAACCAGCUGAAGGAACAGAUUUCUGAUAUUGAUGAUGCAGUAAGAAAACUCUAAAGGCAGAGCCAUACAAAAACUUUUAUCAUUUAGUUGUAUUAAGCAGUCUUUUUACAUUGGCUUUAGUUUUCUAAAAUAUUGUUUUCCAAGCUAUUGUAUAUUUGGAUUGCAAAACAAUUUGUAAGAUGAAUACUUUUUUUAUGUGCAUUAAAAGUGUAUUCUGAGUGAGGCUAUUUGUGUAUACUUUACUAAAAGGAAUUGUGUUGCUUUCACCCCAUGGUGUUAAAUAAACAAAUCAAGUAAUAUGUAAAGCAUACUUGUUUAUGGCCUUUUGAUUGAAGGUGUUUGCUGAUAAGGCCACCUAAUAGCUUUAGUCAUUGUUUUAACUUCAGUUUAGUUUACAGUUAAUAUGAAUUUGUUUUCUGAGGGGAUUUCUUAAAAUGUCUCAGUUUCAUUUUUUCUUUUUUUCCAUUUUCUUUGGUAUUGCCCUGCAGCUUUCUGCUUUAAGACUUGAUACAAACAGUGAAUACUUGGAAAAACAGAUUUUUGUAGAUAAUUUUCAGUACUGUAUUUGCUAAUUUACCCUUUUAUUCAGAUGUAAACAGUCUUUAAUAUAUAGCUUUUUCUGCAUUACUUGCAUGAAGGAUUAUGCUAAACAAUAACACUUGAAAACACAACACGUGCUCUCUCUUCCCAUUUUUCUAUAGCUUGCUUUACCUAGAAAAUACAGGUAGCCUUCUUUCUUGGUCUUUAGAUGUGAAGCAUAAACUUUAACAGUAAUAGACAUAUACCUCAGAAUAAUUCAGUAUUUAAAAGCUCCAAAUGUGGUUAUUAGUACACUCUUCAAGGUUUGCAUUAAAUUAAUUCUGGAAUACAUACUAAUCAGUUAUUCCAUAGAAAAGGUGUGGUUUAUCUGGCUUUAGGGUUUUUGUUCAUUUGAAAGUAUUGUCUAAACAAUGAUGCUUAAGUUAGACUAUAACACAGGUUAAACAAUCAAAACAGGGUUAAAACUGCUGCAGCCAAAAUGUCUGUCUGUCAUGUUUCUGCCCCAUCCAUGCUGCCUGCCCAGGCCACCGAACUCAGGUUGCUUUCCGUAGCUCACGUGUGCGCAGCUGGUUUAUCUUUGUGCAGAAGGCGCUUAGCGCGCACAGGGAGCUUACCCAGUACACGGUGGACCAUGACCCAGUGAGCUUGGCUGGUCAGCCCUGCUACCUCCUGGACAGAAAAGCCUCUGCCCCGUGGAAGCUCUGUUACACAAGAUGCUGCCCUAGAGGAAGGGAUUCUGAGUCACAAACAAUGGGAAGGAGAAGAGGGAGAAUGUGAUGGAUAACUCGGAGAUGUAAAAAGGGCACACCAGGAUGGAAGUUAAUGGUGCAAGAUCAAAGUUUGCUGGCAAAAAAUAACUGCAGUGAAGAAACGGAAGCAGAAUUGGAGGAGUUCAUUUUCUGAAAUAAUUAAGCAAAGCAAGAAGAUAAAAAAACUUUAUGAAAAAGGACAUAUCAAGACUAGUGAAUGUCCAACUUAAUUAGUGUAAUUUUCCCAUUUAAUGAUAACAUAGUCUCUAAAUUUUGUAUAGAUAAACAAGAUUUACUGUUUGUUUAGUUACAGAACAUUUUGAUAUAGUUGUUUAUAUUACAAUCAUGUCUGCAAGUGCCAUAUUCUGUCUAUGUGCUGCAGAGUUCAUAAUUCAAAUAGGUAUUAAAGGCUGAGGAACAGAGACUUCAUCAAAUUAAGUGCAUGUUGUUUAGUUUAAAUACAUCACGUAUCUUCACUUGCUUUUUAACUUACCCAUUGUUGACAUAUUACAAAUAAAAUUAAGAUCUGUUUUUGUAUGGCUCAAGAAAUCACAAGUAUUUAAGAACUGCUUAAUAGCAGGGUGAAUAAAAAGGUGAAGAGAUGUUUGUGAUAGCAGAUGUAGUUUUGGGCACAGCAUUCUUUUUUGAGUGACUCUUAACAACAUAUAGGGCUAUUUGGACCAAAUACAAUAAAUAUGAAAUAGCUGCUAAAAUUUCACAGAUGAGUGAAUGAAAUAAAUUGCUUCAGAUCACUAUAGACAGGUUCUAGGUGUUUUUUAUUGCAAUCUAUAUAAUGUGAUUUUGUUCCUUUAAGUCUGAAAUUUUGCAACAGAUUUCAUGCUUUUUACCUCAGAUCUUUGAAGUGGCUACUUAAAAGCACAUGGUUAUGUUAGAGGGAAGAUUGUCCUCACUUAGAUUGCUGUUCUAAUAGGUGAAUUAUGUUCAGGAGGGUGGGAAAUUAAAAUCAUUCAUUUAGGGAGAGUAAGUGAAAAGGUUUAAUAUAGCAAUUAGUUUUCAUGUGGAAAUUGAUGGCAGAGAAAUUCAAAGAAAUUAGUAUUUGUUAGACAUGAACUAUGGCUUAGUAGUAUCAAAAGAGACAAAUCAGUUUCAUGGAUGAAUUCAAAAUGGGAUGACUUCAUCAGAUGACUGAUGUGCUUUUAAUAUGGUAAUAUACAAGUAACCUCAGUAAGUGUGACACAUUCAGUAUUAUUUUGAAAUAAAUGCUAGUGAUUUUUCAUGUAAUCAUCUGUAGCUUCUCUAAUUUGAGAAGAAAAUUCAAAUCUUUUUUGAAUAAAGAUUAUUUUUUGCAGACAGUGUUAGCUAGGGUAUGUGUAGAAGUGUCCAUGGAAGAAAAUUGUGCAUGUAUGACAAGGCUGUCUAAUGUGAGAUAAAAGCACUGCUCCCUUUGCCAUUUAGGUGACAAAAGAUCUGAUUCUUAGUGUUUAUGCAGGGCAUAUUAGCAAUAUGUUUUAUAAAUUAGGCCUACUGUGGAGCCUAGGGGGAAAAAAACACAUCACAGAGCUGUGUGUGUGAUAAUCAAACUGUCAUGUACCAUGUUGCUCAUAUGUAGAGAUGUUCAUAUUGAAAAUAAACAAAUGCAGUACUAAUUUUGCUAUUUCUUCUAAAGAAAAUGGCCCUGGUUAUGUAUGUAUGUGAUUUGUUAGCAAAAAGAGAUUGAUGAUUGUAAAUCUGGUAACUCAAAUGUCUUCUUGUUAGCCAUGUGGAAUGUUUCCUGUUUUGCUCUGGUGAUGUCCAAAGCAGAGAGGCCACUGGAAAUAUGAGCCCUUCAACUGUAAUACCUUAAUGUUCAAAUAAAAAAGAGUUAAAUGGCA
Poecile atricapillus (Black-capped chickadee) is the source of this 3553-nucleotide messenger RNA. RefSeq names its product SUB1 regulator of transcription (gene SUB1). The record is from RefSeq and is a predicted model, not a curated record. Gene Ontology annotation, molecular function: transcription coactivator activity; DNA binding. Gene Ontology annotation, biological process: positive regulation of transcription initiation by RNA polymerase II. Lineage: Eukaryota; Metazoa; Chordata; Aves; Passeriformes; Paridae. The coding region runs from base 106 to 486 and encodes 126 amino acids. Gene Ontology annotation, cellular component: nucleus; transcription regulator complex. The transcript has 5 exons.